This is a messenger RNA of Didymodactylos carnosus, 765 nucleotides long. Lineage: Eukaryota; Metazoa; Rotifera; Eurotatoria; Philodinida; Philodinidae. The record is from the annotation of a GenBank genome assembly.
AUGAGUUUGAGAAUCCAGCGAUUUGCAUUUGAGGAACAAGUGCUAUCACUAUCGAAUUCAGACACGUACAGUGAAGCCGAAUGGAUUGAGAAGAGCAAGUUUCUCGAUGAAUGGGACUAUUGUCAAUGGGAAGCUGAACAUUGGUUAUUUUGCACAAAUCAAAAAGUAGAAAAAGCAGCUCAAGGCAUCGUUAUUGAAGGUGAAAAGUUGGGCGGCGAUAUUUACAUGAAUCAAGCGAAUGAAAUUGCCGAUCUUCUAAUGUCAGUUGCCAAUAAUGAUUUCACAGAAAUUCAAAAAUUCUGUUUCAAUUUAUACACUAGAGAAACCUUUUUGUACAAAUUAAUUAAUAAGGUGUUGAGCAAUCGUGAUACAACAAAAGUCAAUACAUUAGGACCAUUUUGUUCAAUUCUGAAUCGUAGUUUCGUUUUAUUGUCGAAAUAUCGGUACACGGGUAUUGUGUAUCGUGGUAUACUACUCAGUUCCGAACAAGUCAAACUUUAUCAACAAGCACGCGGUAUCUUUCAACAAUGGGACAGUUUUGUGUCAACCACAAAAAAUCGAAAUAUGGCAAAUAUUUACGGGAACACAUUAUUCAUAAUUACGAUAGACGGUCUAUACGUCAAUGGCCUCGAUAUUUCGUCAUUUUCCAAUUUUCCCGAAGAAGAAGAAGUUCUCAUACCACCAGGGCGAACAUUUUCAAUCGAUGAAAUUAAAUUUAACACGGUAGACGACAAAUAUCAUGUUCAUAUAUCAAUGUGUUAUUGA